Messenger RNA from Caenorhabditis elegans, 1079 nucleotides. RefSeq names its product Transmembrane BAX inhibitor motif-containing protein 4 (gene tmbi-4). Gene Ontology annotation, cellular component: membrane. The record is from RefSeq and is marked reviewed. NCBI's taxonomy places the organism in Eukaryota, Metazoa, Nematoda, Chromadorea, Rhabditida, Rhabditidae. Gene Ontology annotation, biological process: calcium ion transmembrane transport.
AACCUCUUCUCAGCAUGGCGACAAUCAACAGCCAUCUCCGCGAGCCUGAGAGGGUGAACUUGCUUUCCGAUCAUGACGACAGUGACGACGACGAGGUGCAUGUUAAGCGAAACCCACAAAUGUGGCCAAUGAGCAUGGCCAGCUCGGCGCACGCAGAAGCGGGAAUUGUUGACGCUGAUGGAAUUCUUCCAGGAUGCGUCGGAAAAGCGAAUAGAAUGAUUCGUAUUGCUUUUCUCCGAAAAGUCUUGGGUAUCGUCGGAUUUCAACUCCUCUUCACCAUUGGAAUCUGUGCUGCUAUCUACAACAUUCCCAACUCCAAUCAGCUUCUUCAGAAACACGCAUGGAUUGUGUUCCCAAAUCUUCUCGGUUCAAUUGCUCUGAUUAUUGCGCUCCACGUCUACGCCAGAGAAGUCCCUCUCAAUUAUGUUCUUUUGGCCGCAUUCACCGCUGUUCAAGCUGUCACUAUGGGAUGUGUUGUAACUCUCUUCGAAGCAAAGGUGGUUCUUGAAGCAGCAGUCAUCACAGGACUUGUAGUUGCGUCUCUCUUUGCUUACACCCUACAGAACAAAAGAGACUUUUCAGUGGGAUAUGCCAGUAUGGGAUCGCUCUUGUGCGUUCUUCUCUGGGCAGGCAUAUUCCAGAUGUUCUUCAUGUCUCCAGCCGUCAAUUUCGUUAUCAACGUAUUCGGAGCCGGCUUGUUCUGUGUUCUCCUGGUCAUCGACCUUGACAUGAUUAUGUACAGAUUCAGCCCAGAAGACUACAUCUGCGCUUGUGUCUCUCUCUACAUGGACAUCCUCAAUUUGUUCAUUAGAAUUCUUCAGAUUGUCGCUGAAGCCAACAAGUAAACCUAUUUCCCCCAUUCAAUUAAUUGUAAAAUCCCGGAAAAUGACUUCAUAAUUUCUUGUAUCACACAGUUUACUCCCAUGCUUCUCCCGUUUUCACAAAGGUUCGUGAUAUUUUGAGUUGAUCAAAACACCAUAUAACCAUACCCCUGUCCACUAUUUCUACACAAAUUCUAUUCUAAUCCAAAAUCUGUAAAAUAUUGAACAUCGAAAGAGAGAAUAAAAUGUUAAGAUGAA